GGCAUUUGGUCAAUUUGAAACGAUACAGAGAAGAUUAGCAUGGCCCCUGCACUAAGGAUGACACGCUUAAUCAAAGAGAGUAACACAUUUUUUGGAGAAUUUUUUGGGGCGCUGUUCGAGUCUGCUGCUGUGCAGGCUUCUUUUUGGGUUUUUGACUACUGCUUAAGUAGAAAGAGUGCUGCGUGGAGUUGGGUUGUGUGGUAUAUGGUUUUUUUUUUUUUGCUUGGUAGGUGGGUUAUGGGUUUGCUGGUGAUUGUUUGAUGGGCUUUUUUGGGGGGUUUAUUGCGGUGUUGUGGGUGA
This is a messenger RNA of Pseudovirgaria hyperparasitica, 300 nucleotides long. RefSeq lists its product as uncharacterized. NCBI's taxonomy places the organism in Eukaryota, Fungi, Ascomycota, Dothideomycetes, Acrospermales, Acrospermaceae. The record is from RefSeq and is a predicted model, not a curated record. Bases 40 to 261 code for a protein of 73 amino acids. The transcript has a single exon.